Coniophora puteana RWD-64-598 SS2 is the source of this 1179-nucleotide messenger RNA. Its product is annotated as phosphoglycerate mutase. The coding region runs from base 74 to 967 and encodes 297 amino acids. Gene Ontology annotation, cellular component: cytosol. NCBI's taxonomy places the organism in Eukaryota, Fungi, Basidiomycota, Agaricomycetes, Boletales, Coniophoraceae. Gene Ontology annotation, molecular function: fructose-2,6-bisphosphate 2-phosphatase activity. Gene Ontology annotation, biological process: positive regulation of DNA repair; regulation of pentose-phosphate shunt; negative regulation of glycolytic process. The record is from RefSeq and is a predicted model, not a curated record. The transcript is spliced from 7 exons.
AGCAUGGAGUAAGCGCGCGCAUCCUCAGCAUACUUGUUCCCCUUCCCUCAGACCCAGCUCGAGGAACGUCGGAAUGCUCACAGUCACCUUUGUUAGGCAUGGAGAGUCCACGGAUAACUUGAAAGGUAUCUGGGCAGGAUGGAAGGAUGCGCCCUUGUGUAACCAUGGCAUGAACCAAGCCCACGCCCUUGGAGAGUCAUUUGCAGACACUCGACUUACCGCGAUCUUUGCCUCACCACUGAAGCGUGCAUUCACGACUGCGCAGGCUCUACACGAUGCUCAGCCGGAGCCCCAACCACCUCUGAAAACCUCACUCAAUCUACGCGAACAGCAUUUUGGCGUGGCAGAGGGCAAGCCAUGGACCUUUCACAGGGAGAAGGGCAAGACUGUGGAGGAGAUGUACGCCGAAGAUAUCUGGCCCGUUGCAGUCACCCAAACAGAGAAGUUCCCCGAGGGUGAGAGCCAGAACGAUCUCGCCGCGCGCGCAGAGCGGGGUCUGCAGGAGUGUGUGAUGCCGCUCGUGUGGAAGGCCGCGCGCUCCGGCGUGUGGGGAGAGCAUAUUGCCCUCGUGAGCCAUGGCCUGUGUAUCAGCGAGCUGGUUGCUGGGCUGGUGAAGAAGAACUCGGAGGCGCAGCCAGAGCGGGACUACAAAGGCUUGUUGAACACCGCGUGGACAAGAGUUGUCAUUGGCGUGCAGGGCGCCAGAGAAGGCGAACCACUGAACUUCACCGACGACAACUUGCCGCCUCUCGUUGUUCGUGUCACGCACGUGAACCAACAUGAUCACAUAGACAAGCUUGUUCGCCAGAAGGGUGGCAUUGGAAGCCAAGCUCACGACCCCAAGCAGCAGGAUAUUAGGGCGUUCUUCGGAGGUGGAGGAGCAUCGGAUACCAAGGUCGUGGAGCCCGUAGAAGCUUUGGAAACUACCGAAAGCAACGCUGCUGAGGAGACGCUCCACAAAUCGUGAGUCCGAGGCGGUACUUACCAUUGCGCGGUCACGAUCAUCCAAUUGCGAGUUCUUCAGGAGAAUUUAAGGUCGGAAUGGAUUACCCACCGUAGAAUACCACGAUAGACUUAGAUUUGUGAGCCUCCGUGCCACUUUAUAUCGAAAUCGUGUUCUCGACACACGUAGGAAUCAGACAAAUAGCGUGCCAGUGAAAAAGCUAAUUGGUAUAAUCG